Molecule: messenger RNA, 2610 nt
Organism: Rubroshorea leprosula
Lineage: Eukaryota; Viridiplantae; Streptophyta; Magnoliopsida; Malvales; Dipterocarpaceae
Source: the annotation of a GenBank genome assembly
UUUCGCGGUAUCCAAGCACAAAAUCACGGUUCCAAUCUCACAUUCUUGACUCCUCCGAUCUCAAAAGUUCGGUAAACUUUGAUCAUUAAUGUGAUAUUCUUUCUUAUUUUCUGUGUGAUUCUGGUUCCGAUUUUCUGAAUUCAGUUAACUUGAUUUCGCACUGAGCCAGCUUAUGUAUGUAUUACUUACACACGCAGUAUUUUGCAGCACUUAACUGGGUAUUCAUUCUUUACAAUUAUCCUCAUCCUGUUGGAAUUAAUUGAAUGAUUCACGGAUCGCAGAUUCAUCCUUUUUUUUUUUAACAUAUAUAUAUAUAUAUACAUUUAUUAGCAUAGCAAGUAUCUGGGGUUUGUUUUAUUUUUUGUUUUAUUUUAUUUUUUAGUUUUUGGCCAUCAAAUAUCUGGGGUUUGUUAUUUUUGUGUAAAAAUGUUGUCUUCUUUUUUUUUUUUUGGGCUUCAAAAUGUUGUCUUCUUUGAUAAGAUGCUUUUGUACAUAGGUUUUUAAGUCAAAAUUAACCAUUCAUUCAUAAAAUUGGUUCCAAGGUAAUUUAGUUUUGCUGUUUAUAGGAGAUGAUAGAUUUGAUUUAUUAAAUCAGAUAUGAAUAUGAAGUUAAUUUAGUAAUUUUAUUGGCAAAUAAGUAAAAACUCAUCAUAGAGAUUAGAAGUUGUAUUCUGUUUUUAAUGUUGGUACAUGCUAGUUUUGCAUUUUUAACUCGGUGCUUUAUUUGACACAUUUUUUGUGAUAGAUAUUUAGUACUUGUUAAGGGAAAAAGAAUGAACUACCAAUACACAUUUAUAAAAUUUUAUUCUGCCAUAUAUCAAAGAUUUUUUCCCUCGUCAUGUUUUAUGAUAUUGAGUGAUUCAUGAACCCUUGAGUUACUUCAAAUACACACUUGAUUCUGUUUUUCUUUGUUAGUUUAUUAGUACUAACAUUUUUGUCUGAAAGAUAUAAAAUUUCUACUGACAUGUAACACUAGUUCACUAUGAAGGUACUCAGAUUAACUGUCUAGUCUGUUUAAUUACGCCUUUUAGGGCCUCUUUCUGUUAGAGCUUGGUGAGAAACUCGAGCAAGACCCAUCUGAGAAAUCUACCUGGUGAAACUAGGAUUGGACUUAUCUGGAUUGUAGUCCAUCUUGUUCCAUAUGGUUCUCUUAGUUUGGCCCAUUUAGUGAAGUCAUUGCUUAUGUAUAGCUUGUCUGUUUUAUGGUAAGAAACUAAAGGUCAUGCGUCUGGUGUGAAGUUCACAGGAUAAACACUAACCUAGGAUAUGGCUCUUCCACUGAAGUCAUUGCUUACGUAUCACUUGUCCAUUAUAUGGUAACUAAAGGUCAUGCGUUUGGUGUGAAGUUCACGGGAUAAACACUAACCUUGUAUAUGGCUCUUCCACUGAAGUCAUUGCUUACGUAUCACUUGUCAAUUAUAUGGUAACUAAAGGUCAUGCGUCUGGUGUGAAGUUCACGGGAUAAACACUAACCUUGGAUAUGGCUCUUCCACUGAAGUCAUUGCUUACGUAUCACUUGUCCAUUAUAUGGUAACUAAGGGUCACGCGUCUGGUGUGAAGCUCACGAGAUACAUGUUUAUUAGACCUCAAAUUUCAUCCACAUUCAGUAUAAAAAGGCUUGCUAUUAUACAAGACUCACUCAACUAUUCAGUCUUUCUGCAAGGCUUUCACCUAGUGUUUUGAUUGGGCUCUUUCUACCUUUUGAAGCCGUUGCCAACAUGCAGGAGCUUAAAGAAGGUGAAGGUGAAGAUGAAAAGGAAGAUGAUCCAGUUAAGAAACUAAGUUUUGACUGUCAGAUCAGUGAUCUACCAAAACUGUAUGACUCUGCUGUCUUAAUCUUCUCUGCUGGAGAGUCUAAGCUAAGCUGGAACCAGCCUAGAUUGGAAGAAGCAUACUUGGAUUUGAAAUGGAAACGGCCUUUGAACCUUUCAAUACGCUGUCAAUAUUCCUUCUUGGAACAGAUACAAUAUGCUAACGUUCUUUCUGUUUGCUCCUACUUAAUUCAGCAUGAGGACACCUAAGGCCAUCACAUGAAGCAGUUUUUAAUGAAUGCCAAUCCUGAGCAGAGUAACCUCCUACUGGAGUGCACAAUGGAGAUGGAAUUCAAAAGCGAUAGAAGAUGGCUUCUCCGAUGAUGGUGACGAUAGAGAAUGACCUAAUUCAGCUCCUGUUUAUGAUUGCUUCUUCUUCAGCCCUGUAGUUGGUUUCAGAACCACAUUCUACUGAUUGGGCUGAUAGAGGAUAAUGGUCAUCCUAUGGAGCAAUCCAUCAUUUUGAAGCGCGUAACAAACUUCAAGUUUGUAUCUGAGCUGGAAAAAAUGUUAAAACUGGAGCUACCAUUCUCUUCGUUGGUUCAUCAGAUGUCUUCCUCAGCAUACCAAACCGGCAAUGAUGAAAGUGGAUAUUGUCUUGAGCCUGAUUAUGGGCAGACGCAUUGGCUGGAAUACCAAAUUGGAAUCGUUGUCGAGAUACAACUCUAUAUCUUGGCUGAUUUCUUAGCUUUCUUUUCAUUCUUCUGAAAUCCAGUACAAUCCGAUGACUUAGUGGAUUUUUUCUUUAUUGAUGUUGAUCCUGAGCAGAGUACUCAUGUAAUGAAGUUCAUAAUAGAGA